UAUGAUUCAGUCUCUUUUCCUAGAGGAAGAUAGAAAAAAAUUGCAAAUCCUCCGGCAUCGAGUUUUGAUGUCGUCUUUGAUCAUUCUGGAGGAUAUAAUUCGGUCCUGAGCAGAUACCGAAUUCACAUCUCAGUUCUGGGAAUCUAAUGUUUGCUAGAUAGGUGCGUCUGUCCAUGUCAAUACUGUGUGGCGUUCCCAUCCUUGAAUGCGUAUACUGCUUGGGUUGUGCCCAUUGGGUGUGGAGGAAAUGCCUCUACACUGCAGGUCACGAGAGCGAGAACUGGGGAUUAUCCACAGCAGAAGAGUUCGAACCAGUUCCCAGGCUCUGCCGCUUAAUCCUGGCCGUCUACGAAGAUGAUCUUCAUAAUCCCCUCUGGGCCCCUCCCAGCGGUUAUGGCAUUGAUCCCGACCAGGUUGUCCUGAGAAAACACUACGACCAGACACAAGGCCGCGUCACGCCUUACAUGAUACACUUGGACCAUGACAAUGGCGAUGUAGUGUUGGCCGUAAGGGGCCUCAACUUGGCCAAAGAGAGUGAUUACGCCGUUCUGCUUGAUAACAAACUUGGGCAGACCAAGUUUGACGGUGGGUAUGUUCACAAUGGGUUACUGAAGGCAGCCAUGUGGAUUUUCGAGGAGGAGCACGAAGUUCUACUCAAGUUACUCGAGGAAAACCCGGGUUAUUCCUUGACGUUUGCUGGCCAUUCCUUAGGUGCUGGGGUCGUAUCUUUGCUGGUUUUGGUUGUGGUUCAGAACCGGGAUAGGUUGGGGAAUAUAGAGAGGGAGAGGAUAAGAUGCUUCGCUAUUGCUCCUCCGAGGUGUAUGUCUCUUAAUCUAGCUGUGAGAUACGCAGAUAUCAUAAACUCUGUCGUUCUACAGGAUGAUUUCUUGCCUCGGACAACCACAGCUCUGGAGGAUGUCUUCAAGUCAAUUAUCUGCUUGCCAUGUCUGUUGUGCAUUACGUGUUUGAAGGAUACUUUCACAUUUGAGGAGAAGAAGCUUAAAGAUCCCAGGCGGCUUUAUGCUCCUGGUAGGUUAUACCAUAUCGUGGAGCGGAAGCCCUUAAGAUUAGGAAGAUUUCCUCCUGUUGUGAGGACGGCUGUGCCAGUUGACGGUAGAUUUGAGCAGAUAGUUCUCUCCUGCAACGCAACUUCUGAUCAUGGCAUCAUUUGGGUCGAAAGGGAAUCACAGAGGGCUCUUGAUUUGAUGCUGGAAAAGGAUCGGAUGAUGCAGAUUCCAGCGGAGCAAAAAAUGGAACGUCAGCAUUCUGUUGUUGUUGAACACAGCGAAGAGUACAGAGCGGCGCUCAUGAAAGCUGCUGCUCUUGACAUACCUGUAUCUCAAUCACCACCAUCUUAUGGAACAUUCCACGAGCCAGAAGGGGAAAGCUCAGCAGGAUCAGGCAGAGAAGGCUGCUCCUCUUGGUCCUUGAUGAGUAUGAUAAGAAAAUGAGAUGACUUCAUAGAUCAACCAUUUUGUCCUGGAUAGUUGUAGAACUGGAAAACAUGAAGGCUUUAGGGGACAGGGCUGUUGUAGCUGUAAAUGUAGAGCAACAGGGAUGUUAGUGUAGUAGAUGAAAAAUCAUCAUUAUGAGGUUGAGAUUUAGUCAAGUAGAUUGAAAAUUCAUCAUCCUAGAGAUUGAGAUUUUUUUUUUACCCAAGUUAGAGAUUGAGUCUGGAUGUGAACUGUGAAGGUGAUCCUUUCACCAUAUGGGGAGAUGAUAAAAUAUUGUCCAGCUUUUUGCGCCACAUCCUGUGCAGUUGCUUGCAAUUCGUUU
Messenger RNA from Tarenaya hassleriana, 1776 nucleotides. RefSeq lists its product as uncharacterized. The coding region runs from base 174 to 1451 and encodes 425 amino acids. NCBI's taxonomy places the organism in Eukaryota, Viridiplantae, Streptophyta, Magnoliopsida, Brassicales, Cleomaceae. The record is from RefSeq and is a predicted model, not a curated record. Gene Ontology annotation, biological process: lipid catabolic process. The transcript has 5 exons.